Molecule: messenger RNA, 2491 nt
Organism: Homarus americanus (American lobster)
Lineage: Eukaryota; Metazoa; Arthropoda; Malacostraca; Decapoda; Nephropidae
Product: cocaine esterase-like
Exons: 13
Coding region: 443-2155 (570 amino acids)
Source: RefSeq, a predicted model, not a curated record
CCACCAUAACCAUUGCCUCCAUAUUACCAUAACCAUUAUCUCCAUACCACCAUAAUCAUUAUCUCCACGUACUCAUAUCGUGGGAUUGAAAUACAGCCUCGCCUGUUGACCACUCUUUCAGCUGACGUAUUCUCACAUGUGAAGAGAAAGUCAGGCAGUACAUUACUUCCGAAAUUCACAAUUAUCUACUCAUAGUAGAUUUAUCAGAUUAAUCCUCAGUGAGCUGCCUAGAUUCUGAAAAGUGUGAAGUACAUGCUUAAUAGGACAACUGAAGAUAAUUGUUGUGCAAGGAGCUGAAAGUGACGUGUGAAGUACUGUUGUGCCAGGCACCUGCACACGUGGCACUCAUUGUUCUCACUAGACUGUCACAGCUCCUUACACACCUGCUGCUCCAUACACGUAGACACACUCAGGAACACACCACCUCCGAUCUAAAAAUACCAUGGCGACGCUAGGCUGGGUGUGGAUGGUGGCGUUGACAAUUGUGGCGAUGGACGUAGUAGAUGUUGGUGAUGGAGUGGAGGUGGCGGUGAGCGGAGGCGUGGUAAAAGGGGCCAUCAAACACAGCCGGAAUGGUCGGGAUUACCACGCCUUCCAUGCCAUUCCGUAUGCCCAGCCACCCAUUGGCAAUAACAGGUUCAUGCCUACAUUGCCUGGUGCCGAGUGGUCUGGAGUGUUAGACGCCACACAGCCUGGGGAGCCGUGUGCCCAGGCCGCCAUCGGAAUUGUUGCUGGCAUCGAGGAUUGUCUCAACUUAUACGUGUACACGCCAAAGGUGCCGGUUCCUGGGGAAAACGUUAGUCUGCCGGUGGUGGUGUGGAUCCAUGGCGGUAACUUCGUGGUGGGCGAGACUGCUGCCCUGGACGAGUCCCUCUUGAUGGACCGAGACAUCGUCCUCGUCAUCCCACAGUACCGUCUUGGCCUUCUAGGAUUCUUCGCGACAAGUCAUGGGCAGAGUCCGGGAAACAUGGGCAUGCUGGACCAGGUGGAGGCACUACGCUGGGUGCAAGACAAUGUUGCGGCUUUUGGUGGCAACCCGAACGAGGUGACGCUUGCGGGCGACUGUAGUGGCGGAGCUUCUGCUAUAUAUCACAUGAUUUCUCCUCUCUCACAAGGUCUGUUCCACCGCGUGUUGUCGUUGUCUGGGUCGCCAUUGUCGCCGUGGUCACUCUACACGAGGAACCAUCCCUUCAUGCUCAUACUGGCCAACAACGUCAAGUGUCCGCCCCACGAUCAGAGGCUCCUGGUGCAGUGCUUGCAGGAGCUAUCUCAAGAAGAGCUCCUUAAUGCCACACAGAUGAUCAUCGAGGCUCGUGAUCCAUUGGUGGGGAACCACAGACUGGCACCGUACGUGCAGAAAGCUCAGUACAGCCACGAGACGACGCUCUUCCUUGACAAGCACCCACUGGUGGCCCUCACUAAUGGAAACUUCCAAAAGGUGCCCGUCCUGAUGAUGGUCACCAAGGACGUCGGCAGCUACCUUGUCGAUAUGAUGUUUUACGACUUUAUGGUGUAUAGGCUGAAGGAAAACCCAGAGUUUCUGAAUAUACUACUUGAGAUGCUACUUAAGGAAUGUCACAUCUCUGACCCCGCAAUCCACAAGAAAGAGUUUGCUGAUUUUUACUUCCCGGGGAUCGAGUUCGGCAGCCUGGACGAACUUCUUUCAGGUCUGGCAGAGAUGCUUGGGGACCUACAGUACAAGGCGGGAAUCCUCGGUACUGCCAAUUUACUUUCCGGACAUGUUCCAACACGCAUGUUCAGGUUUGAGUACAUGGGAGGACCAAAGUUAUUUUCCUUACGCUACCCGGAUCCCUCUGAAGCACCGCCCAUGCCAGACGCUGUGGGCCAUGGGGACGAGAUGGUGCUGCUUCUGCCCGACAAACCCUUCAACUACACGGCCCAGCAGAGAAUGGCGAGCAAAACUCUUCUCGACAUAGUAGAGAACUACGCUUAUGGAAAACCUCCACGGGCAGAUUGGCCCUUGUUCACGACGAAGAGCCAGAAAGCCCUCGUUAUGGGCGCGGACGGCUCCCUAUUCCAGGAUAAGUUCACCAGCCAGGAGAGAACCCACAUGUUGUAUAACAUCCAAACAUACCAAAACCACGCCCUCUUCCAGGAGAUGGCACAUGAGGCCACCAAUCACCAUGAAUUAUAACCUGAUCCACUAUCAAAAAGUUCUUUUGUUAUUUUGAUAUUUUAACUUUAUGUUUUAGAGAUUUGCUCAACUGGACAAAUAGAAAAUAUCACGAGAUUAAUCCUUUAUACAGAGAUGAAUAGUUUCUGGAACUCUCUCUUUCUUAAAUUCUUUAUACAUACAGUAUACUGUAUGUUAUUUCAUUUAUGUUUAUGUAAAAUUCAGUCAUUAUAUUUUAUUUAUAUUGUAGCCACCUAUACUUCCAUAUAAACAGUUACAAGAAGGUACGUGUGCAAGGAGAUCAUAGUGUGUCACUAUGUAAGCUUUCUCACUUUUUGGAUAUAUUUUGUCACCAAA